Molecule: messenger RNA, 444 nt
Organism: Fulvia fulva
Lineage: Eukaryota; Fungi; Ascomycota; Dothideomycetes; Mycosphaerellales; Mycosphaerellaceae
Exons: 1
Coding region: 1-444 (147 amino acids)
Source: RefSeq, a predicted model, not a curated record
AUGCGGCCAGAAGAGCCUCGCAAUGGCAGUUCAAUGAGGACUAUCGCUGCUGUCCCGUUCGUCACUCCUCUGACUCGAAUCCACGUCGCACACAUAUCGAACACUUCAUUUGAGCAGAAAAAGAGGAAGCAAAACCUGGACGCAAUGUGGCAAUCCUCCUACGCCGCUCAUGCGCUGCCACGCCAAUCCUCAGCGACCAGAGCCAGUUCCAUCCCAUCCAAGUGCGCAUCUAUGCUUCGCAAGGCUGCUCAGAGCAUCCCCGGCAUGAUCGUGUACCGCCAGCACGAGCUAGAGUGGACUGAAGCCGAAUGGGCGGACCUCCUAGCUGACCAGCGGCUGACUUCCAUCGUCUGCAUGGCCGUGGAGACGUCGAGCACUGCGAUCAAUGACGGCAACAUCCACAACUCGAACAAGCCCAAACAAGACACCCUCGAGGAUGGCUGA